GUCGGAGACAAGAUUGUCUAUUGUUGUAGCACUAGCCUCAUCUCACACGGCCUUCUCCAGCCAACUCCUCUCCGGCAAACCCCUCUCUGGCGAACCCCUCUCCGCGAACCACUCCUCCAAACUCCUCUCCGUCAAGACGGCGGGAUUAAUCUCUUCGCCUCCGUCGCCUCAUUCACGCUUCAUUCACACUGCCUAAUCUCUUUGAUUCGUGGGAUUAAUCUCUUACCCAUCCGAUAUCGAGCAGUUCUUCCUUUUGCUUCAACGGGCGAAGGCGAAAAGGUUUCCUUUUGAACUCUCCGGCGGAACGCGAGCAUCCCGCGAGAACGUUGCUUCGAUUCGUGGGUAUCCAGUCCGAUCUCCAGCUUCCGGCCUUCGUUCACGCAAGAAUUUAGAUCUCGCUUCUGGAUCCCUUCUGAACCUGUUCGGAUCGAUCCUUUUCUGGAGAUUUGCCUUCCGUUCUGCUUUUGGCUCCGGUUACAACCAUAGUGGCGUUUACGUUUGCCCGUUGGAGUUGGGUUUGAUGUGGUGAUUUUUCUUUCCGCCAUUGGUGGACUAGCCCGCGCAUCUCUACAAUCCUUACUCUGCGUCGAUGGCGAUCCAGCAACAGGAGGUUAAGCUCUUUAAUCGCUGGUCGUUCGACGAUGUCGAGGUCAGUGACAUGUCUCUUGCUGAUUACAUCGCUGUGACUCCUCCAAAACAUGCUACAUACCUUCCUCAUACUGCUGGAAGAUAUUCUGCUAAGAGGUUCCGCAAGGCUCAGUGCCCAAUUAUUGAAAGACUUACCAAUUCUUUGAUGAUGCAUGGCCGGAACAAUGGAAAGAAGCUUAUGGCUGUCUGCAUAAUUAAACAUGCUAUGGAAAUUAUUCAUUUGCUUACUGAUGCAAAUCCAAUCCAAAUUGUGGUUGAUGCGAUCAUUAACAGAGGGAGCACGCCGCGCUCAUGCAAGCCCAGAGGAAGUUUCAGAUCGCCCACUACGGGAGGACUCCGGCCAAGAUCGAGGAGUUGGCGGGUUCUAUUGAGUGUCCCGGCAUUGCCAUGAGCGCCUCCCAAGAAGAGAAGAAGUGCAGCUUCAUAACACUGAGUUCAGAUCCUGUGUAUGUUGCUUAUCAUGAUGAGGAAUGGGGAGUUCCAGUUCAUGAUGACAGGGUGUUGUUUGAGUUGCUUGUUCUAACAGGAGCUCAAGUGGGGAUGGACUGGACUACUAUACUGAAGAAGAGGAAUGAAUUCAUGUUAGAACUAAUGCUAGAAACAGUUUUUAUUCAGAGGAAAGUACUUGUUUCGAACAAUUUAGAAUCUUGAAAGAAAUGUUGUGUGGCAGGGUGGCAUUUGCUGAAUUUGAUGCAGAGUAUGUCUCCAAGUUCACAGAGAAGCAGAUGGUUUCCAUCAGUGUGGAACUGAAGCUGGAUUUAGGAAGAGUUAGAGGAAUAUCACUAUCUACUUUGAAACAGAAUUAGUGUUAAUUUUGAUAUUUACUAGCUUCUUAUGUAAUUAAAUACUAAUAUUACUUCAAUAUCAGAAUUCUAUUAUUUUGGUA
Molecule: messenger RNA, 1534 nt
Organism: Zingiber officinale
Lineage: Eukaryota; Viridiplantae; Streptophyta; Magnoliopsida; Zingiberales; Zingiberaceae
Product: 40S ribosomal protein S5-like
Exons: 7
Coding region: 590-1039 (149 amino acids)
Biological process (GO): ribosomal small subunit assembly; translation
Cellular component (GO): ribosome; cytosolic small ribosomal subunit
Molecular function (GO): mRNA binding; rRNA binding; structural constituent of ribosome
Source: RefSeq, a predicted model, not a curated record